AUGGAAGCUUUGGUCAAGAAAAGGGAGAAUUUACAGAAAAAAAGAACUGGGUUCGUCAAGUCUUUGGCUGAUAAUGGGGCUGGAAGUGAGUCACUCACCGAUUCGAGUGGUGAGUCCAGGGAGAGCAGUUCGAGUAGAUCGAGCUCUGAGACUUCCACUGAGGAAGUGAAAAGAAAAGGGCCUUCAUCACCGCCUCUGUUGGGCUGGCCUAUAAGAAAAGCUGAACUGUGCAAAAAUUCGGUUGCUGCAGAUGUGGGUGAAACAGAACAAAAAGCCCAUGCUGAUGAUUCGAAGUUUAAGGAUUUGGCUUCGAAAAUUGCAGAGAUGGAUAUGAUGAGAGAGAGAUUUUCAAAAUUGUUGCUUGGGGAAGACAUGUCAGGGUCUGGUAAAGGGGUUUGCACAGCGAUGGCUAUUUCAAAUGCCAUUACGAAUCUUUGUGCUUCCAUUUUUGGGCAACUGUGGAGAUUGGAACCCUUGCCUGCUGAAAAGAAAUCAAUGUGGAGAAGAGAGAUGGAAUGGCUAAUUUGUGUUAGUGAUCAUAUUGUCGAAUUGAUACCCUCUUGGCAAACAUUUCCUGAUGGAAAAAAGCUAGAGGUCAUGACUUGCAGGCCCAGAUCAGAUCUUUUUAUGAAUCUGCCAGCACUGCGUAAGCUAGACAAUAUGCUUCUUGACAUAUUAGAUAGUUUCACCAAUACAGAGUUCUGGUAUGUCGAUCAAGGAGUUAUAGCACCAGAAGCAGAUGGCUCAGCCUCUUUCCGCAAAACACUCCAACGGCAAGAGGAGAAGUGGUGGCUACCUGUACCUCGUGUGGCAGCCGAUGGUCUCAGUGAAAAUUCAAGAAAGCAGUUGCAUCACACACGGGAAUGCACAAAUCAAAUACUAAAAGCUGCUAUGGCUAUCAACAGCAUUACUCUAGCAGAAAUGGAAGUUCCAGAGUCGUACAUGGAAACUCUCCCCAAGAAUGGGAGGGCCUGUCUUGGGGACAUAAUUUACCGGUAUAUUACAUCAGAUAAGUUCUCCCCGGAGUUUCUGCUUGAUUGCCUUGACCUGUCCAGUGAACAUGUUGCUCUCGAGAUUGCAAACCGUGUUGAAGCCUCAAUAUUUGUCUGGCGUCGAAGAGCUCACUCAAAGCCUCCGCCUAAUCCAAACCGCUCCACUACAAAGUCAUCAUGGGAGAUGGUAAAGGACCUAGUGAUUGAUGUGGAUAAGAGAGAACUGCUGGCAGAAAGAGCUGAAAGCCUCCUGCUUUCCUUGAAGCAGCGGUUUCCUUGUCUUACCCAAACUAUCUUGGAUACGAGCAAGAUUCAGUGCAACAAGGAUGUUGGGAAAUCCAUUCUUGAAAGCUAUUCAAGAGUUCUGGAGAGCCUGGCAUUUAACAUUGUGGCUCGCAUCGAUGAUUUACUAUAUGUGGAUGACUUGGCUAAACAGACUGAUAGAUUGUCAUCAGUGGCUACAGUCAGUGUAAUUACUCGCAAGAAGGUUCCAGUCCAGUAUUCGGUGCCUCCCUCAAGCACUCCUCAGAAAAGAGCUUCUGCUAACUUUUCACCUGUACCUUUAAUUAGCCCUGCAAGGGGAGAAAGGACUCCUUUUCUCCACACUAGUAACAACAGGGACAAGCCUCCCCGUCGCGGCUUGGGAGUGAGAAGAGUCUUGACAAAUUAUCUUGGCGUUGAAACAAAAGCAAGAAUCUGCAGCAACACAAUGGAAGGGUCUGUUUCGAUACCAAACUUACAAGGCACAGAAAAUUUGGAUCGUCAGAAGGACUCAUCACACCAAAAUGGGAGAAAAUCACAUCAAGUUGACCGCUGA
Messenger RNA from Prunus armeniaca (apricot), 1809 nucleotides. NCBI's taxonomy places the organism in Eukaryota, Viridiplantae, Streptophyta, Magnoliopsida, Rosales, Rosaceae. The record is from the annotation of a GenBank genome assembly.